AAUACACAUCAUUGGAGAUGAUUACAUUGCAGCUGCUGCUUGCUGAAUCUGAAGCGCCCAAAUUCUGUUUUGUGAGUACAGUUUAAAACAACACGCUCCAUAAUAGUGGAAGGAAGCCUUCUGUACUAGCUUUGCUGGCCAGGACUUCUGGGAGUUGUAGUCCAGGAACCACCUGGGCUACCCAAGCUUGGGAACCACCGAGAGAAGAUCCCCGUGGGGCCCGAGCUGACUCGGAGACACCUCGCAACAAGACAGGAAGUAAAAGAAGAAUUGGGUUGGCUUGUUGAACAGUUCUGAGGCCUUCUUGUCCGAGAGUCUCGUUAUAAGAGUGUUUUUUUGUUCAUGGAAGCUGAAACGGUCUGGAAAUUUUUCUGAGGCAUCCUUCAAAGUGCUGACAAAGGAAGAGGGAAACAAGGUUUUGGGGGAAGGAUACAAGAGACAGUGGCUGCCCAUGGAGAGCAUGGAGGUAGAAAUUAAAACAGAGGAGCGGGACAUGGCGGGCCUCGAACCGGGAGAGGUUAGGCAAGGAGCUUUACGUGAAAAGCCAUGUGUGAAGGAAGAACCAGAGGAAGGGCCGUCAAUGAAUUGGGAUUCCCAGUUGCAGGACUUUUUGAGGACUUUGCAGGCUCCGCAGUUUAGCGGGGAAACUGCCCCCCUCCUUGGGCCCAGGCCAUGCGGCGGUCCUGAAACCCGCGAGGCGACCACUCAGACAACAGCAGAAGCCAUGAAGUGGCCUAAAGGGUUGUGGGUUUCCUCAGAUCUGGUCAGUUUCUUAGAGGAAGCCAAACAAGACCCAGAGACCCAGCUGGAGGCCACCCACGAAGAGAAGGGAAAGGAAGACCCUCUCGCUGGAGAGCCUACUUGGUCGGAGAUGCAGCGCCAGCGUUUUCGAUCCCUGGGCUACCGAGGAGCCAACGGGCCUCGGGAGCUUUGCAGGCAGCUCCAGGAAAGUUGCCGUCAGUGGCUGAAGCCGGAAAGGCGCACCAAGGAGCAGAUCUUGGAGCUGGUGACCCUGGAGCAGUUCCUGGCCAUCCUGCCUCUGGAGAUGCAGAGCUGGGUCCGGAAGGAUGGCCCAAAGACCUGUGCUCAGGCUGUGAUGCUGGCUGAGGAUUUCCUUCUUAGACAGCAGAAGGCCAGAGGGGGUGAACAGCAGAUCACAGGUGUGUUAAAAGAAGCGUCUGUGGAUCUCCCCGCAUCAGACCAGGCUGUGCCAGACACAGUGGAGACACAUCUUUCCCUGGAGGCUGUGCCGGAGGUUGCUGAGAGUAGGAACGUAUUCGGUCCCCAACUACCUUCUUGCCUGCCUGCAACUCCCGUGGAAGGGUUUCUCUGCCUCUGGGCGCCUCUGCUGUGGGAGUCGGACCAUCCGAAAAGGAGGACGGGUCAGAGGUCCAAAGGGAAGAAGCCAAUCUCCGCCUCAAGAACAGGCGCCGUUCCUGCCCAAGGAGCCCAUUUAGCCAAUCCAGGAGCGUCCAUCUCCAGCGUAGUGUCGCCGGGUGUGUUGGGAGAUGCGGUUCCUCCUCUCAAGUCAGAUCAUGUUCGAAUCCACCUGUGGAAGAAGGAGGUGGAAGAAAAGCGGUUUGAAGUAUCUGAAAAAGAGCAAAUUAUUUUCAUUGAGGACUCCGAAGAGUUCAGUGUUCAAGAUCGGGGACCCUCCAUCUCCCCCCAAACCCAAGCCUUGAUGCAUGCUUCUGCCCCCCAGCCACCCCUGUCCCUCCAGUACUCCGAGACCAGCGUGCCACAAUCCUCCCAGACGAUCCACACCGCCCAGUCCCCCUGGGCCAGUCAUGACCAGGGCCACUUAGCCCUCCGCCCCGCCCCGCUUUCUGCAGAACGUGCCAAGCGCCCGCUUUGGAACCAUUUCUCGAACGUUCCCGAAGACCCUUGCGCGGCGCGUUGCAACAUAUGCAGCGUGGUGGUGCGCAGGGGAUCCAACCCCAGGCACCUUUCCUCCACGGCCCUUCGCUGCCACCUCCAGAGGCACCACCCGAACGUCCUUCCCCUCGAAGGAACUGCCUCGGCGGGGAGGAAGAGGCAGGCCCUGUGGGAACAACUGGGGAGGGAGAGGCAGUCGCUGCUGGUCAAGAAGACAGCCAUGGGGGGCGUGGCAGGGGAGCCUUUCCGGCCGGCCACGCUCCAGGAGGACGCUCCGGCGGAGACCCCAACGCCCUUGGGCAGAAUGACUAGGGGGGAGGCACAAGAGACGGGCACUCGCCUCGUUGCCGAGAUGAUCGCGUUGCUCGGACUGCCUCUGGCCACCGUGGAGACCACAGCCUUCCGCCGCGUGCUUCAUUUCUUUGCCCCCUGGUAUGUCCCCCCGUCGAGAAGAACCAUCAGCCGGCGAAUCCUGCCCUCCAUCUAUGACUCCGUGCGGGAGCUGGUCAGGGCCCAGCUCUCCCAAACCCACGGCCGUAAGGUUCAUUUCGCAGCGGACAUGUGGAGCAGCGGCCACCACCGGUACCUCUCCCUCACCGCCCACUGGUGGCAGCCAGAGGACCUGAAAACGGCCGGGGCACCGACAACAGGGCCACAAGGAGAGGUGCCCAUCCUGCCUCCAGGUUACAGGUCCGUCCUGCUCCAGGUGCGGAAUCUGGAGGCCAAGGCGACCAGGAAGCACAUCGCCGAGGAGUUCCUGGCUGCGCUGGAGGAGUGGGCGCCACGGGGCCAAGUGCUCCGUGGCCACAUGGUGACGGAUGCCAGUCGGAACAUGUUGGCGGUGUUGAACGCAGCCGGCUUUGAGGGGAUUGUGUGCAUGGCGCACCAGUUGCACCUGGUCGUGCAGGACGCUGUCGGGCUGGGGAGCAGAGUCAACCCGGAGUGGAACGCAGGAACGCGGGAGACCCGUGCGCUGUUGGAGAACUGCCGGCACUUGGUCAGCCAUUUUUCCCGCAGCCUGAACAUUGCCCGUUGGCUGCGCGAGAGGCAGGAUGAGUUGGGGCAGGAGGAGCAUGUGCUCCUCCAAGACCUGCCGACCCGCUGGAAUUCCACCUAUGUGAUGGUCUCCCGUCUGGUGGAGCAGAAGACCACCUUGGAGGACAUCAUGUCCACCACGCCCAUCCUGUCUGAGGGAAGGGAGGUGGGCAUCAGCUCCGUGGAUUGGCUGGCCCUCUCCCAGAUGGUGGAGGUCCUGAAGCCCUUCAAGGAGACCAAUGACGUCCUCUGUGCUCACAUCGCAAGCCUGGGGCAAGUCAUCCCCCUCGUGCAUGCCCUCGACCGGGCGCUGGAGUCUGCGUACUCCCAGGGGUCCUCCCUGCUUCCCCAGACCAGGGCCUUGGUGUUGAGGUUGCAGGCCGGCGUGCGGAAGCGACUCCAUCCACUCUGCCGAGACAGGGUUUACCGAUUAGCCUGCCUCUGCGAUCCACGGAUCAAGGCCAGUUUGGCCUUGCAGAAUGCGGAGCUCGAGGAGUGGAGGACGGAGCUCUCCACGGAGGUCCGCAGGGUUCAGGGCGAGAGACGCGGAGGGGAAGAACCGGGGAUGCCCGGGUGCGAGGGACAGGAGGAGGAGCGUCAUCCGCAGGAGCCGUGUGCCAGCCCUUCUGCGGAGACGACGCCCAACCGGGGAUCCACCCCACAGUACUGGAACUCAGUGGUCUGCUGGGCGGUUGCCGCUGCCGGAGAGGCUGCGCGGGCUGUGGAAGAGGACUCUGCAGAGAUCAUGGUGCGCGAGUAUCUGGCAGAGCCCACUCAGCCCCCUGAGUCCGACCCCCUCCAGUACUGGGCACGUAAAAGUGCCAUAUGGCCAGAGUUAUCCACAGUGGCCAUGGACCUCCUUUCCUGCCCCCCUACCAGUGUCCAGAGCGAGCGGGUCUUUUCUCAUCUCAGUGAUCUGCUCCGGCCACACCGUUCCCGCCUGGACCCGGUCAUGGUGGAACGGUUAUCCUUCAUCAAGGCCAACAGCCCCUUGUUAGGCUUCCCUUCUCUGGACCUUCCCAGCUAGAGGACUUGGAGCAGGAUUGACCUCAGCGUCCCUCCCAACUCUGCUCCCCAUUUUCAUCCGGCGUUGCGCUCUCUGCACUAGGGUGGGUGGAGGUUCGCUUCCGCCAUGGGGCUCCUGCUGUACCUUGAGUCCCCAUAAAGCAUCCAUACAUCCAGAGCCUGCCUGAAGAUGGCCGAACUCUUAGCUGCCUACCGCCUAUUUAUCUGGGUCUUCUAGCUGCCCAUCAGCUGCAGACAGACUGGUCUACUAUGGAGCGGCUCACUUACCUCAGAGCAACCUCUCUACCUCAAAGCUUCCCUUCUACCUGGAGCGAUCUGUCCCGUCUCAGACCUCCAGCGGCGCAUCCCAUUCAGAGCAACCUAUCUGCAAAUCAGGGAAAGGUGUGGUCCAUGGGGUUUGGGAAAAGGCCGUGAUCCUUUCCCUGUCUGUCUCAUGACAAGCAACACCCCAUCUCAGGUUCCCUUGCAUGAACCACUGGUUUCCCCCAAGCCAGCUGCUGAAGAGCACUUUCCUGGGGGGACCGGAUUUGAGUGGCUAUAAUUUGGAUAUCCCAAAUCCAACUCUUGCCAGAUUUGGAGGGGUGGUGGAUAGGAGCAUCAACUGAAGACUCCUUGUGAGUUUGGCGUCUCUCAAGUCGCUCGGGGGCCGUUCUGUGGCUCCCUAAAAUCCUGAAUUGAACUGAUCCAGUUUUUUGAGAAUUCAUUAAUGUUCAUGAACAACAAUAAACCAUCACAAACCACCAUUUUCCGAGUUCACGCCCAUCUCUUCUUGGAACAUUACUUUCCAAAGCUUUCCUUACUUUUUGCCUACUUGAACAGACAAAUUGUUAACCUUGCUUUAGUUUCAGAAAAAAAAAUGCUGUGCAUAUGUUGUUCAGCGCUCUAUUGUUAUCACUUGCUUUUGCUUAUUUAAGAUAGAUGGAGUGUGUUUUGUAGACUUACGUUUUUCCUACAUGUUCUUGGGAAGAGACAGCUUUGCAUAAACAUGGGGAGCAUUUUUGUUUUAUUGUGAGGAAAGGCCCGGCACAGUGACCUAAUUGAGCCAUGGGUAAGCCUAGCUCUUGAUUCAAGAGAUAACUCCUAUUUAUAACAACCUGUACUGGCAACCAAAAUCUGGAAUGAAUGUUGAAUACAGUGGAACCUCUACUUACGAACGUCCCUACCUGUGAACAUUUCAACUUACAAACA
This is a messenger RNA of Pogona vitticeps (central bearded dragon), 5124 nucleotides long. RefSeq names its product zinc finger BED domain-containing protein 4. Lineage: Eukaryota; Metazoa; Chordata; Lepidosauria; Squamata; Agamidae. The record is from RefSeq and is a predicted model, not a curated record. Gene Ontology annotation, molecular function: DNA binding; protein dimerization activity.